Molecule: messenger RNA, 2677 nt
Organism: Gamsiella multidivaricata
Lineage: Eukaryota; Fungi; Mortierellomycota; Mortierellomycetes; Mortierellales; Mortierellaceae
Exons: 4
Coding region: 207-2441 (744 amino acids)
Biological process (GO): ATP biosynthetic process; AMP biosynthetic process
Molecular function (GO): metal ion binding; bis(5'-nucleosyl)-tetraphosphatase (asymmetrical) activity; protein binding
Source: RefSeq, a predicted model, not a curated record
ACCCCAGCCAUUGUCAAAGUGGAGUGUCUCCCCGUCUUUCCCUUCUUUUUCUUCUUUCUUCCUUCCAUCCUCCAUCCCCAUCCACAGUCGCCACCAAACCCACCAAAGCAAACCAGGAGUCCCUUCGUUACUCUCGUUUAUCCUCCGUCCCAACCUAUAUCUCCGUCAAAGUCGAGUCCCUUGCUCUUUCCUUGGACAUACUCUCAAUGGACAAGUCCUUGCACGUUACAGGAAUCCUCAUUUACCGUCAUCAGCGGAACUCGACAGAGAUCUUAUUAGUCAACGAUUCUUUUAACCACAAGCGACACUGGACAGCUCCCAAGGGCAGAGUCAUCGGCGAUGAAGACGAGCUCAAAGCUGCUUUGCGAGAGACCCUCGAGAUCACUGGACUCUCGGUCAAGGACUUGAGGGUCGAGGACGCCUUCCGCGCCGAGAUCAAGUACCUCUCAGGCACUAGACCCAAGCGUGUUGUCUAUUACUUGGCUGAGCUGAUCGACAGCGCCAAGGUCCUUCCCACGGGCGAAGGCGUUCAAUUUGCGUGGUGCAACCUUCAGCAGGCGACCGACAAAGCCCUCUACAGAACCAUGCAGGAUGUCCUCCGCAGUGCCUUUGCUGCGGCUGAAACUAGUCGCGCUAAGGCUCUGGCUGCUGCUCCACCAAAGCUGCACCGCAAUCACUCUAAUAACAAUAGCAACAAUGCCGGCGACUCCCUCGAGAGCAACAUGAAGAACCUCAACAUCGCUCUCCCUCUGGACUCUCAGCGCCAGGCUAUCACUCGGGACUACAACACCCGCGGUAGCAGCCAGCACCGCGAUCGUGAUCAGCACCGUGAUGGCAGUGCCUCCGGAGGCCGCUAUAACAACGACAAUGGCGGCCCCAGUCGUUCACAUGCGGACAACCCUAACUACAAGACCCGUCUUUGCGAAAGAUUUGAGGCAGAACAGUUCUGUCCCUACUAUGCCAAGUGCACCUUUGCACACGGCAUGGCCGAGUUGCGUCAGCGUCCCGCGAACCCUGAUCAGCAAGACAAACCCGUCUCGGCUGUUCAGGCCUCGUACCAGAACCGCGCCAGGCGUGAGACUACUGAGAACGAGUUCCACAAGACUCGGCUCUGUGAGCGCUUUAUGAACGAUGGCGAGUGUCCCUUUGGCACCAGAUGUACUUAUGCUCACGGACGCGAGGAGCUUCGCCAGCGUGUAGGAUAUCAGAACAACAACAGCAGCAUCAACAGCAGCAUCAACAGCAGCAUCAACAGCAGCAUCAACAGCAGCAUCAACAGCAGCAACAACAACAACGGCAGCAAUAACAACAACAACAACGGAGGAUUCAAUGGCCAGAACAGGAACUACCCCAGGGACGGUCAGAGUGGUGAUCGAGCCUAUAGAUCCAAUGGCGAAGGUUACCAGGACCGAGGUUACCGCCCACAGCAGCAGCAGCAGCAGCAGCAGUCUAGCGAGGGCCCAGAUGACCGUGCCUACCGAUUGAACCGUUCGGAAGGACCCAACCGAUCAACCUUUGCAGAUCGCGAGAACCGUGAUGGUCCUUAUCGACCACCUCAGGCACUUGACCAGGAGAGAUCUAUGCGACCCCAGCUUGAAACUACCAGUUCCACCGGAGCAUAUCGUGUUCCUCAGGCACGUGGCCUUCCCAGUCAAACCUCAGAUGAUAAUAGCCUGAACCGAUCUGUUCUCGCACCAAGGGCUACGAUUGCAGCGCCUGUUGCCGCGGCUCCAUCGCCCUCACCUGCGUCUACUUCUGCCACGCAAACUCCCAAGGGUGUUUCACCAGCAGGCACGCCUGUUUUGGGAUCGGACAAGGGUGGAAAUAGUCGUCGCCGUGUCCAGGAUUUCGAUGAAAAGCCUAGGGCCAAGGUCAUGGAGAUGUCUAGCGAGGACAUGGAAAAGUUCCAGCUUCGUCGACCUGAGACGCCUGUGGCCGCCAAGCCUGAUUCGAAGCAGGCCCAGCGUGAUCAGUUGAUUCAGGACCUGCAAAAGUUUUUCCAGAACAAUCAGCAAGGCGUCCUGGACAAGAAGCAGCAGCAACAGCAGCUCCAGGAUGAGAUCAAGGAGGUGACUCGGCUUGAGAUGCGAAACGCGUUGACCAAGGCGCAGUUGUAUUACAUCCUGAUUGCGGCAUUGUUCACGGAGACAUCGGUGGAGACAUGGAAGAAGGUGUUGGUCGAGAAGGAGAAGUUGCUGGCGAACUUUGUGCGCUCGAAUGAGGACCAGCUGACGUUGAUGCGUGCAUGGGAGCAACUGUUUGUCAAGCACCGACCGAACAUGAUGGCGAGAGCACCCAUCGUGCUGAAGGCCCUGUAUGAUGCCGAGUUGGUGGAGGAAGAUGUGAUGCUGGCGUGGUAUGAUUUGCCAACGACGGAUGCGGAGCUCAAGAAGAAGUGUGUUGUCUUUGUGGACUGGCUUCGCUCUGCAGAAGAGGAGUAAUGGUGGAUCACUAGUCGCCAACGUCUUGGAUCGUUUCUUUUUCUAUUUUUCUAUCUUUCUAUCUCCUUUUUUUUUAUUACUUUCCAUCAUCAGUCAUCAAGUCGUGUUGCACUUGGUAUUCUUAUGAUGGCCUUUCCAGGCAUUGCAGAAAGCGUUUGUUAUUGUUAUUAUCGUUAUUAUAUUGAUUAGUAUCAUCGUAGAAUUUAAAAUAUACGCGAUCUUUUUCUUUUCGAGAA